AUGCCCGAUACUGCCUGUACAGAGCAAAUCAAACUCAACAACCAACCAAACUCAACAGCAAACCAAACACAAAGAACACAGAGAGAAACACAGAGAACACAAAGAGACAGAGAUCGUAGACGCCAGACGGUAGAUCAGUCAUCACUCAUCGGAGAUCUGUCGUUGACUCGUUGCUUCCUCCGCUCCGACUCCGGUAGUCCGGCCCUCCCUCAAGAGUGUGCUCGAUGGCUAGCAUUCCAAGCUUGUGCUUUUAGAGGUCAUGAUGAAAGCCUUGAUUCAAAAAAUAGAGGCAAUUUUAUUGAAUUGAUAAAACUUACAUCAACUUUCAAUGACAAAGUAGCUAGUGUUGUCUUGGAAAAUGCUUCUGGAAAUGCCAAAUAUACAUCACCCACAAUUCAAAAGGAGAUUUUGCAUAUUCUUGCUAAUAAUGUGCGAAAUGCUAUUCGUGAAGAAAUUGGAGAUGCAAAAUUCUGCAUUCUUAUUGAUGAAGCUCGGGAUGAGUUGAAGAGAGAGCAAAUGGCCAUCAUUUUGAGAUUUGUUGAUAAAGAAGCUCAUAGGUUACAAUUAGCUCUAGUUACAGCAUCUAGAGAAGUAAAAGAUGUUCAUCAAUUCUUUGAUCAUUUGGUUAAUAUUAUCAAUAUUGUUGUUGGUUCUAGUAAGCGUAAUGAUGAAUUGCAACAUGCUCAAGCAGAACAAGUUGAGAAUAUGAUUGCUUCUAGUGAAAUUGAGACUGGAAGAGGUGCAAACCAGAUUGGUACUUUGCAACAAGCUGGAGAUACUAGGUGGGGAUCUCAUUUUCAAUCUAUUUGUAGUUUGAUUAAAAUGUUUGAUGCUACUUGCAAAGUUAUCAACACUAUUUCUGAGGAAGGGGCUAAUUAUAAACAACGCGGUGAUGCCGAGGGAGCUUAUCAGGUAUUAACAUCAUUUGAAUUUAUUUUAAUCUUGCAUUUAAUGAAAGAGAUAAUGGGAAUUACUAAUGUUCUUUGUCAAGCUUUGCAACAACAAUCUCAAGACCUUUUAAAUGCCAUGCAUUUAGUUUCAACUACAAAAUCACUUAUUCAAAAGUUGAGAGAUGAUGGAUGGGAGCCUUUACUUGCUAGUGUUAUAUCAUUUUGUGAGCAACAUGAAAUUAAUAUUCCUGAUAUGAAUGCUCGUUACACUAAAGGUCGAGGUAGAUAUCGUCGUCAAGAUGACGAUUUAACAAUGGAACAUCAUUUUAGAAUUGGCAUAUUUACAGUUGCAAUAGACUUUCAAUUGCAAGAAUUGAAAAGUAGAUUUUGUGAGCUAACAACGGAACUUGUCAUUCUUAGUUCAACUUUAAAUCCCAAGGAUGCUUUUAGAUUAUUCAAAAUUGUUUAUAUAUGCAAUUUGGUUAAGAAAUAUUAUCCUCAAGAUUUCACUGAACAUGAACAAGAACUUUUGGAGUCUCAAUUGCGACAUUAUGAGCUUGAUGUGAUAAAACAUCCAGAUUUUCAGAAUAUGACUAAUGGGGGUUAUGCAUUGGUACUCCGAUACCCAGCCAAUGUGGAUUAUUCAUUG
This is a messenger RNA of Quercus lobata, 1539 nucleotides long. Its product is annotated as zinc finger MYM-type protein 1-like. The transcript is spliced from 5 exons. NCBI's taxonomy places the organism in Eukaryota, Viridiplantae, Streptophyta, Magnoliopsida, Fagales, Fagaceae. The record is from RefSeq and is a predicted model, not a curated record. The annotation marks the transcript as partial.